UCAUGUCUGCUUAGCUCAGCUCAACAACAACACACACACACACACCUUCUCUAUUCUCUUUCGUCUCAUCACUCUUCCCUUAUGAGACUAUCAUUCUUCCCAACCAGUCUUCUCCAUUAUUCCCACAGAUUAUUCCUCUCUCUCCUCCUCUUUCCCCCCACCACCAACACCACCAAUCUGGUCUCCACCUCCUCUUCAGCCCCCCGGUGGUCCCAAAUGAUCACCACCACCCGCCGCCACCAACAGCACCAGAAGAAGAAGAAACAGAAGAUUGUAGUGAUUAUGGGACCAACUGGGUCGGGCAAAUCGAAGCUUUCCGUGGACCUCGCCACCCGAUUCUUCCCCUCCGAAAUAAUAAACUCCGACAAAAUACAAGUCUACCGCGGUCUCGACAUCACUACCAACAAGAUCCCAAUGCACGACCGCCGAGGCGUCCCCCACCACCUCCUCGGCGACUUCCCUCCCCACUCCGACCUCACCCCCUCCGCCUUCCGCUCUGCCGCCGCCUCCGCCAUCUCCGCCGUUUCCUCCCGCCGCAACCUCCCCCUCAUCGUCGGCGGCUCCAACUCCUUCAUCUACGCUCUCGCCGCAGACCGCUUCAACCCCGCUUCAGACGUCUUCCAUGACACACACCCAGACCCGGUUUGUCCAGACCUCCGCUACGACUGUUGCUUUCUCUGGGUCGAUGUCUCGAUGCCCGUUUUGAACCAGUACUUAUCCAAACGAGUUGACGACAUGCUCGACUCGGGCAUGUUCGAGGAGUUACAAGAGUAUUUCGACUCGGAUCAGCACCGUCGUGAGUCUAACUCGGCGAUUCGGACUGGGUUGAGGAAGGCGAUAGGGGUGCCCGAGUUCGAACCUUACUUCAAGAAGUUCCAUCCGGGCACGAAUCCAAAGGAGGAUCCAGUAAGGAUGGCUGUAUACGAGGAGGCGGUGAGGGCGAUCAAGGAGAACACGUGUCAGCUGGCGGAGAGGCAAGUGGGGAAGAUCAUGCGCCUGAGGAACGCCGGGUGGGACCUCCGGCGACUAGACGCCACGGAGGUUAUCAGGGCGGCGAUGAAGAAGGAGUCAUGUGUGUCAGAUUCCGGCGAGAGUUGGGAGAGACAAGUGGUGGAACCAAGCGUGAAGAUUGUGAAGCGGUUUUUGGAGGAGUAGGUUUUCCAGCUAUUUCCAGCUCUCCAUUCUGUUUCUCUCUCUCUCUCUCUCUCUCCCUUUCUCUCUCUCCAGUUUGUUAAUCUUUCUCUCUCUAUAAUUUUAUGUUUUUUGGGAAUUUUUUGUUUUUGUUUUUAUUUAUUUUUCAUUUUUGUAAAAGUUUACGUGAUGGAUUGGAGGGAGGGUGAACGUUUGGGCUGAGCCUUGUCGUGCCAAGGGUUGAGCUGGGCUUAGCAAAAUGGCUACCAAUUUUGGUGACUCUGGUUGUGAAUUUCAGCUUUUUUGGAGGCCCUGCUAACUUACAAAUACACAAACGACAUGAAAAUUUUCCAGGCCCAAAGCAAUUUUUUUUUCUCUUCAUGUAUAUGUCAUAAAUCUUUUCCAUACGAAAUUUAUAUUUUAAGUUGUAUUUGUCAUUCGUGAGAUUCGAACACUACAUGUGUUGCUAUAGAAGGAUCGGGGAUGCUUUACCACUAAUUGUUCUAGGGUCACUCUGAAAGCAGAGGAAUGAAUACAUUUUUAAUGGAGUGUAGCCAAAUUGCUUUGAGUUGAGUGAGCUUAUAAAGCUUUGGCUUUCAUUAUGGAUCAAAGCCUCACUAAAAGAUUUCCAUUACUCAGUGACUUACUUAUAAUUCAAUUUUAAUCAUGUGAGGGUUUGUCUUUGAGAUUUCUGCUGGGAGCUUGGCUGCUUUCUUUCUCCCUUUCUUGUAUUUUGUCUGGUUUGUCUUGGUUGGUUCCUCACUAUCCUAGCUUGGAGCUAGUAUAUGAUUGCGUUUUCUUUUUGGUGCCACUCUAGUUGGGAUUGCUUAGUUAGCUAUGAUGCUCUCUGCUCUUACUUACUUUAUUGAUGCUUGC
Messenger RNA from Camellia sinensis, 2007 nucleotides. RefSeq names its product isopentenyltransferase 1 (gene IPT1). Gene Ontology annotation, molecular function: tRNA dimethylallyltransferase activity; AMP dimethylallyltransferase activity. Gene Ontology annotation, biological process: tRNA modification; cytokinin biosynthetic process. NCBI's taxonomy places the organism in Eukaryota, Viridiplantae, Streptophyta, Magnoliopsida, Ericales, Theaceae. The record is from RefSeq and is a predicted model, not a curated record. Gene Ontology annotation, cellular component: mitochondrion.